GCGGGGCCGGCGAUGUCGCUGCUGCGAGGGCCGCGGCCCCGCGGCGCCGGCAGGAAGGGCCCCAGGAAGCCGGCGGCGGCCGUUAGGCGGGACUGGGACAGUACCGUCCAUGAUUUGACAGUCCACCGUGCAACUCCUGAGGAUAUUCUGCGUCGCCAUGAAAUACACAAAUCAAAAAACAAAGCACUGGCGCAUCUGGAACUGCAAGAGAAAGCACUGAAAAGAAAAUGGAAGAAGCAAAAACAACUGGCUGCUGAUUCCUUGGAGAAAAGGAAAUUGACUCUGAUGCGUGAGAUUCUGUCUGAUCAAUACCAUUUGCAAGAUGUGUUGGACCGAUCUGAUCAGGUUAUGGCUGUGGCAAAAGACUUGUUUGGGGAUGCUCCUCGCACGCGAACAGGUUUCCCUAAUGUAACAAUGGCUCCUAACUGUGACCUAGAAUCAUCUCAAGGACCCAUUGUACAAAAAUGUGAUCCUCCCACUCAGCUUUCCAUCCUUAGUGAAUCUGUCAUGGAUUCUCAGGCUCUUAAUGAAGUGGAAGAGGAAGGAUUAUCAAUCUAUCGAUCAGAAGAUGGACACCAUGACUCUCUGAAUUUCAAAUCCAGUAUCAAUUCUGACAGGCUACUUCGGUUAUUGAGAGAAGAUGAUUCCUUGGUGAAUUCUCAGUUGUGGGCUGAAAAGGAUAUGAGAAAAACUACCUUAUCACAGGAAUCAAAUGUGCCUUUGACUCCAACAACUGUUUCUCCAUCAUUGGAUCAGCCAGCCCUCAAUGCUACCAAUGUAGUCAAGAGAAUCCAUUCAAGACUUCAGAAUGAAGAUGAAGAAGAGACUGUAGACUCCACUUACACUGUGAGACAAGUGCUGAACCCGAACUCAAGGAAACAAAAGCAAAUUGCAGCAAAAGUGAAAAGAAAACAAGCUGCGCAGAACUCUGCAAGACAGAGGAGAGAUGAUUCUCCAGCUAAUUCAAUCCCCAUUGACCUUCGGAGGGACAACAAAUCCAGCCUAGAUGUUCUCAACCACAUGAUACAUGAAGUGGAGCAUGAAUUGGAGGAAUAUGAGCGAUGUACAGGUCGUGAGGUUCAAAAAACUGAGAGAAGUGAAGGCCUCACUGGGUUUACCUUGUCACUGGUGAACGCUCUAUGUCGUUUGAUGCGCUACCUCAAAGAGAGUGAAAUGCAGCUGCGUGAGAAAGAGGUGAUGAGACAGCAGCAUGAGGAGAUGUUGAAUGAACACAGAGAACUGAUUGAUGCUCUGACUGCAGAAGUACUUCUAGUGAGGGAAGAAAACACUACUAUACAGAAGAAGCUUCAGCAGUACAUGAUGGUAACAGAUGAACAGCUGAUCUCUCUCACACAAGCAUUUAAAGGCCUCCCUUUGGUAGAACCUAGAAGAGAACAAAGUCCAAACCAUUUUGGAAUUGCAAGCAAAGGUCCAGUGAAUGGCCAAGAAAAACCUGAUUUGAGCUAUUUUGAGCCUAGGGAUGAUGCAGGCAACAGGGAAGGUAUGCUGAAAUUCCCACAGGAAGAACCUCCUUUCAAGUUUCCCCCGAGGCCAGGUGCCUCAGGUGGCACGGGAGCUGGUAGAAGCUUGCCAGCUCACAUCUUCCAGCCAGCUGUUCUGUUGUCACCCCCUCGUCAGAAGAGCAGUCAGGAAUUGUCUGCCUUCCAGAACGUGUUUACAGCCAUUUCUCAGUCUCCUGAAAACACCGAAAGAGAACCAUGCAAGGAAAGGAGCUCACCUUCCUCCCUGAGAACACAGAGCACAAGUGAGGAAAACUGUCUCAUCUCUCAAAGGCAACCAAUUCCUCCUGCAGACAAAGACUUGGAGAGUUCCCACAAGGAAAUCAGUCUGUCCUGCCCAGGUGACACUAGAAAAAAUAGCACAGCUGAAGAGUUAUUUCAAAACGGUGAUCUGCUGGGACAGAUAGCUGAGCUCACGCGGCAGAACUCUCUAAUUAAAGCUCAACUGAGCAAAUUCAGAGACUUCUCUGAAGACACAAGUGACUGCCUACAUCAGCCAGACCCAAUACGAAAUGCAAAUCCUAGUCCAGACUCUUCGCAAGGACAGACUCAUCUUGUGGUAUCGAAGAGCUUGGAGGAAAGAAUAGCAGAGCUGAAUCGUCAGAGUGCAGAAGCACGUGAUAAACUGUUGCAGCUAAUAGACCAGCAGAAAUUAGCCGCUGCUGAUGCGGUCCCUCCAAUGAUAUCUCCUGUUCUGCCCCCAUCCCUAAAUUAUACUGAAAAUGCAAGGAGGAUAAUUGAAGUGUCUGUUCCUGGGGCAGUUGCUAUGGACAGUUCUAAAGAAGAUAGUGUUUCCCCUGCUAGUAUGACCAGUAUAAGAAGGUCUGUAGGAGACUCUAGCAAACCUUGUUCACCCCUAAAUGACAUGUCAGAAAGUGUGAAAUUAACUCCUGUCAGCCAAAGGCCAAAGGUGGAAAAGCAAAAAGAAGAAGGCUGGUUUGCGUUGUCAAUGCAUGUUAUGUAAAGGAAGCUGCUCUCAAGUCCGAUACUUUUUUUAAUUUUUUUUUAUGAACCGCAAUUAGAUCACAAUAGUUCCCCUCUCCAGAUGUACAGUUUAACUCUGAAGUGCUUUCACGUCAGUGCCAUUAGUAGAAAAAGGUCCAUAUGGUUAUUGUAUUUGUGCCAUACAGAGCACUAUAGGAAGUCCUGGGUAUGAGUUUCUGAACUGGACACGCCGCUGUGACGUUAUGCCUUUUCACAGAAUAAAUCUUUCACAAGACUGUAAACUCAGGCUGUUGUAGCAAUACAAAUGAGCAUCUGAUAUCUGUGUUAGAUAUGCUGAAGACAAGAGGUUUUAGAAACUACAUGUGAAACUUUCUGGAGCAUGUAUUCGCACAAGAUAUGGGAAUGAAAAAAAAUCAAGAAAAACUGAGAUGAGGGAGUGUACUUAUGUUCAAAAGCAACCUGGAGAUUAGGAAGCCAGUCUGUUCCUGCUGGAUAAGAAUUUGCAUCAGAAAUUUGUUCCUUCUGUGGUUUACAGUGGCUCCUAAAAGUUGUGUUUUCUGUGCAGUUAACAUAUCAGGGAUUACAUCUGGACUUGAGGAUUGCUUUUUAAAAAUCUCGUUUAGUAUUUUUAUAGUAAAUACAAAGUGACUAUUUGAAGUUGAAAUCAGAAUCUCUGUUUGCUGUGUACUAAAGUAUGCUCUCUUUGAUACAAUAGAAAACUGUGAUAUAAGUACAACUGUAUUAAGCUGUUUUGUUAUGUGUGUAUAUAAUACUCUAAUGACCAUGUUUUUAUAUUGUUUUUAUUUGACUUUUUAAAGUAGCCAUCAUUUUAUUAUUAAUGAUUAACAAUAAAAUCUAGGA
Messenger RNA from Gymnogyps californianus (California condor), 3326 nucleotides. RefSeq names its product spindle and centriole associated protein 1 (gene SPICE1). Gene Ontology annotation, biological process: regulation of centriole replication; metaphase chromosome alignment; mitotic spindle assembly. Gene Ontology annotation, cellular component: spindle; centrosome; centriole. The coding region runs from base 13 to 2484 and encodes 823 amino acids. The transcript has 17 exons. The record is from RefSeq and is a predicted model, not a curated record. NCBI's taxonomy places the organism in Eukaryota, Metazoa, Chordata, Aves, Accipitriformes, Cathartidae.